UAUACUCAUAACAAAGUUUGAUAAACGGUAAAGAAAUCAUAAAGCUUGCCGAUAUGGAGGAAGUCGAUUAGGUUAUCGGCAAACUGACUUUCCUCGAGAAACCUCCUUAGAGUACAGUUGUUAUUGUAGUGAUCAUGAUUCUCAAAAUAUUACUUUAGGACAAUUAGGCGGGGCCCUGUUUGGCGUGAAUGCCCCAAGCACAAUGGGUACUGGACGCGGCUUACACGCCAGAGGCAGGUCAAGCCGCAUCGAAUGGUGCUAUGUCACCAAAGAGGCCUAGGAGAGGCCCAGGCGUGCUGCAUCUGGAUUGUCGAGGGCUUGCUUCAGGUGCUGCAAGCAAGUCUCAGGCGAUAUCACAGCAAACCGCGCAAUGGAAGCCUGCCAACGCUUACAAAGCGUUAUCCACGGCCGAAGGAAGCAUUUCAGGAGUGCAGCCAACGCAUCCGGCUCUCCUUUUGUCGGUGCUGGCUGGACAGUCAGCGCAUGGCUCUAUCGCGGGCACAACAAGCCAGCUAGCCCUUCGCUCCGGCUCCGUCGGUCCCAGCUCAGCUGCUACAGCGACUUCUGGGCAAUCAGCUCGUACACAGCCCACUUCAGGCCCUGCCGACGCGGCCAACUCCCAUAGCCGGAGUCAGCGCCAACAAGCCUCCCAGGGCACAACAGCGGGCCGUUCACCCGCUGCCGCUUUCACCUCCGCGCGUGUCGGGGCCAUAUCAGCUGCUGCCGCUGCAGCAGCAGCCGCAGCCCCGCGCCCAUACGCAUACAACCCACUCCUACCUCGCCAAUCCAGCAGCACGGGCCGACGUCGACCGUCGACCGAACCCAAACUCCCGGACUCGGCCCUGCAUUACGCCGCUAACGGCAACGCCUGCUUCACCACGCCCGGGGGACUCCCCAACCAUCCAUUUCCUGCGGCCGGGCCUGGGGGCUCGGCCUCUAGCAGCGGCCAUGGCGGCAGCCGAGCCACUGCUGCGGCGGCAGCGCAGGGGGCCCCCUCUGGUGCCAUCUUCGCGCCCACCCUCUUGCAGCCCGCCAGCAGCCUCAGUGCAGAGUUCCUGUUGCGUCGCAUGGGCAGCAGCGGCGCUGCCACAGGGGCCAGCGGGCAACCCGCAACAACACAGGGGCUCCUUGCGCAGGGGCAGCACGGCAGCGGCCUGUCCAUGGCAGCCUUCGCGCAGCAUGGUGCCACAGCAGAGGAGAUUGCAGCGGCUGCCAGUGCCGCUAUUGCUGCUGCCGCUGCUGCAGCGGCGUCAUCUGCCGCCGCCGCCGGCCGGUUAGCCCCCGGCUCUGUUGUGCUGACCUCCAAUGGGGGUGCGCGUGGUGUUGCGCAGUACCCACAUGCGGAGCCUUCACCUAACGGCAGCGUUGGCGGAAGCGCUCGUGCUGCCGUACAACGGUUAUCCGUGCCGUUGUGGCAAAUGGAGCAUGCGGAGCGGAGGCAUGCGUCGUCUGCAGGUAGUGGUGGCGCCGACGCUGACUCGGCGUUUGAGUACCUGGGGGCUUACGAGGGCGACGCAGCCAGUGGGGAGGAUGAGGCCGGCGGCGAGGGUGAGGAGGAGGACGAGUAUUAUGACGAUGAGGAUGUAGGGGGGGCGACAGGCGAGUUUGGAUGUGAGGAGGAUUGUGGCGAGGAGGACCCGGUAAGAGGCGCCGCUGCCGCCGUCGUCGGCACACUCGCUUUAAAGCGACUUGCGGGGGCGUCGGCGACGCUUCGUUCAUCCACUGGCGGCGCCAUCAGCGGUCUUCAGCACCGCACGCGUGCCUUAUCUUCUAGAUCCCUUUCCGGUAAAGCAAUCGGCAGCGGAGGCGGCGGUCGACCGCCGGCCGCACCGUAUCCACCUCAGCCGCAGCCACAACCCCCAGUGAUGUGCCUGACGUUCCAACGCCCGCAGACCCGGCGAUCCCCAGUGGUCGCCGCGUGCCUCAGCGGCUGCUCACGUGACGGCUCGGCGCCUGGUUCUGAAGCUGGGUCACGACCCAACACGGCCGCUUCCGUUUGGUCGUCGUACGACUUGCUACAGCCAGAUCCCAGGGCCCCCAUCUCCAUCCGGAGCCUUGCCCCGGGUGGCAAUGCCAGCCACGGCGGCAUCAACGGCUAUUACGGCAUUGCCAGCAACGGCUGCUACGGCAGCCUGGGCGGCUGCAAUACCUCCCCCAGCGCAGGCGUUACGGGUUUCGGGCUUCGAGGGUUGCGUCUGUCCGGGGCUCAAAUUGACGGCGGCGUUGCUCUCAGUAGCGGGGGAAGCGCGGGCGGGGGUGGGGGCGGCAGCGUCGGCCGCUGGCGACCCGUGGGCCACCCCAGGGCGGAUGAGGUGAUGCUGACGGUGGUGGAGACGCGGGACAGCGACGGCAGCGGGGGCGGCGCAGCAGCCGCCAGCGCCGGCCGAAGCCGCUGCAGUAGCCCAGGGAGCAGCCGAGGCAGCGGCGACGGCGCCGCCGCGCAUGCAAUGCUGCUGCUUGCGUCGCUGGGCCUUACGUCACCGCCGUCUCCCAAUGGCGCUCGCCGCCACCGCGCGCCGACGCAGAGUCGCGGCGGCGGCCGAAAGGCCGGUACGAACGGCGGCGGCGGAUCUAUGCCGCCGACUCCAACGCGGCCCCUGCACCCUGCCGUACUCGCCCUCCCUGACCUGCCCUUCACACCCUCAGCGGCGCCAGCCAGCACUCCGUCAGCCGCUCGCGGGGCUGCGUCCGCGGGCCUUACCGAGCAGCAGCAGCAGCUCCUGGCCUCCUCCAGCGUUCCAACAGACACCAAGGGUCGGGCGUUUCCCUACGUGCUGCAGCCGGCCUUCCCAGGAACGUGCCCCACCAUUGCCUUUGUGGGCUCGGCUGCUGCGAAGCAGGCUGCGGGCAUGACGCCGCUGCUGAAUCCCACGUUGUUUGUAAAGUACGGAGGAGUGGCUAACACCCCCGUCCGUACGGCAUUCCGUGAGGCGGGGCUGCGGCCGACCCGCAAGGGCAAGCGCUGGAUCGUGCAGUGGGGGGGUAUCCUGGAUGCUGCUUCGCUGGCUAAGCUGCACUGCUUCCAACGUGUCAACCAUUUCCCAGGCACUUGGGAGCUGGGCCACAAGGGGCACCUCUACCGCAACGUGUACAACGCGCGGCGCCGGGCGCGGGGGCCGGCGGCGGAGGCGUUCGACAUCGUGCCGCGCUUCUACAUCAUGCCGCGCGACUACGAGGAGUUCCGGAGCGACUCGGAGCGCUUCCCGGACCGGCUGUACAUCCAGAAGCCCACCAACUCCUCCCGCGGCCGCGGCAUCCGCAUGGUGACCCGCCCCGACGCCAUCUCCCGCGACUGCAAGGACGUGCUGGUGCAGCACUACAUCGCCAACCCGCUGCUGCUGAACGGGUUCAAGUUCGACAUGCGCGUCUACGCAGCGGCCACCUGCCUGGACCCGCUGCGACUGUACGUCUUCCCGGACGGCCUGGCUCGCCUGGCCACGGAGCCCUACUCGGCGGACAGGGCGCAGCUGAGCAAGCGCUGCGUGCACCUGACCAACUACUCCGUCAACAAGAAGUCCACCAAGUUCGUCAAGGCAGCUCAGCAGCAGCAGCAAGGCGGGGGCGAGGAGGGCGGAGCGGCUUCCUCCGGAGGGACGGCUGCUCCUGCGGGAGGCGGAGGAGGUGGAGGCGGUCCGGCUUCCGAAUGCGAGGGCAGCAAGUGGAGCUUGUCAGGACUGCGGGCGUACCUGGAGGCGCGGGGGAUGGGACCCGGCUGGGCGAUGGUGUGGAGGCAGGUGUGUGACAUCAUUGCUGCUGCGGUGAUCGCCGCCGAGCCGCGCAUGAACACCGACUUCAAGAUGAAGGUGCCGCACCGCAACAACUGCUUCGAGGUAUGGGGCUUCGACAUCAUGCUCACCGACUCCUACCGUGCCUGGCUCAUCGAGGCCAACACCUGCCCCUCCCUGGCGGCCGACAGCGCACUGGACAUGCGUGUCAAGUGCGGCAUGGUUUCGGAGCUGAUGCACCUGCUGGGGGUGGUGCCGUACGAUGUGGAGGUGUACGAAAAGACCGCGGAGGCGAAGCGCCAAGCUCGGCUGACCGGCCUCCCAGUGACAACCUCCACCGCCACCGCCGCGACCUCCGCCUCUUCCACUUCCCGGGGAGGCGCCGCGUCCGCCACCGCUGCCGGGGAUAAAGGCGGAGGCGGAGAUGACGAGCCGACCACACCCACCACACCCACACCCUCGGGUGGUCUGGGCACCCCGCAGCACUCCUUUGGCGGCGGCGGUGGGGGUAGCAGCGCGGGAGGGGCUGCUGCUGCUGCUGCCGCCGCCGCCGUACAGCCGCGCACGCUGCAAGAGCUGGACACGAUUGACUUUUCGAUGCUGAGCCCCGCCGAGCUGCCCGACAUCGUGUUGGAUGCGGAGGCGGAGAUGGCGCGCAGGGGCAGCUGGCAGCGCGUGUUCCCAUGCGAGGAGGACCCGGGCAGGUACCUCAACCUCUUCGAAACGCCCCGCCUCAACAACGUCCUGCUCUGCAAGUACUACGCGCAGACCGGCAGCGGGCACCGACCCAUGGGUCAGGGCGGCACCUCAGAGGCCACUGAGGCCCUCAUGCGGCGGCCGCGACCCGGCGGAAGCGCGCGGGGUCAUACACGGAGCGGUGGGGUGGCGGGAGGAGGAAGCGGCGGCGGAGGUGUGGGAGGGAGCCGGCCGGGGUCCCGGGAGUGGAGGCCUGGGGGAGGCGUUUGAGGUAGGGUGGCGGCUGAGGUGAGGAGGGUGGGAUGUGGAAGUGCGAGGAAGGUCAGCGGAUGUGAGGUGUGGGUGGGCGAGAAAGGAUAGCUGGGGUUUCGGUUAAGGAGGUAUGAUGCCGGGAGUGGGCGAUUGCAAGCGGGGAUCAUUUGUGUAGAAGAUGAGGGAUGGUUGUGUUAUUUGGGGGCUGGCAUUGGUGAAUGAGAUAGCGCCGGAACGUCCACGCUUCUUCGGUAACAAUUUGGGUGGCCCAUGAUUAUGUGCUCGAUGCCGUACGCUUUGCAUUGAAGCGUGCAACAACGCCGGGGUUAGGGAGAUGCACAUGUUUUACAUGGCGCCAUUGCGCUGUCUGCACUAGGGUAUACCAGGAUGUUUGUACGUGCUAGGAGGCAGCUUGAUGGUCGGGUACUGGUAUGGGGACGGCUGGCGUUACUGGAACUGCGCUUAGCUCGGUAGUCGGCUCCGCACCCGGCAUUAGGUACUAGGCUUAAUAGAACCUGUGCGGCAACUUGUUCGGCCGGAAAGGCACAGCAUGACACGGUAUUAAAACCCUGUUCGCUCGAGGUGAUUAGCGAAGUAGUGGUAGUAGUUCAGUGGACAUGUAUUUCGCAAUCAUAACAUUUAUUGAUAGGCGGUCCACGGGGUGGCAGGCGACGGCUUUUGGCUAGUCUUCCCGGUGUCACAGGUCGUGUUUGGGUUGGCGUGUUGUGGCUGGUUGGUGCUGCAUGGAGUGCCGUGGUAGGGGCCAGCUCCAUGCGGCGACACGGCACCAGAAGUCGGUCAGUUUUCUCUUCUAUGCGGUGCGGCGUCCGUUUACUCUGGUACUUGCUGCACGUUUCCUGGGGCACACUUCAGCGCAUGGGUCUCCGUAGCAGUAGAAGUAGCACUCAGGCAACAACACACUGGCAGGCAAUCGCAGCAGGCGCGUUGCUUGUGUUGAGGGACAUUUGGUAGGCCGUCUCGUAGGUGUGGUGGGUGUAGAAGCUCUGUGGGCCCUUUACCAACAUCACGUGAACUGCGCUGGCUUUCCUAUUAGGCGUGCACGCUUAGGGGCGGAGGAGUAGGGGCGGUCGCUUGCAGCUGCCCAUGGCUGCUGUGUCUUAUAUAAGCAUGAUGGGCCUAGGAGCAGCUGCAGCUACCUGUAUGUGUGCGAAGGGGCUGAGACAGGCUUGCUUCAUUUUUCGGGCGGUGGACUCGGUGUUGUGUUACUGAUGUCCUAGGGCUGUAGCGCUGGGUAGGGUUUGGGAGCUAGGAACCGUGGUGGACUUAUUUACAUGAUACUUGAACUCACUGCGGUAUGGUUACUUCCGUACAUGGGUUUUCAUGAUGCCGUACUUGGAAGCAGACGGUUGCUGCAGAGGCAGGCAAUUGGGACCUGUGCGUGUACGGCAUUCCACUGAAUGUAUGUGGCAGGUGAGGUGCGUGCGGUAUAGCGGUGCUGCAACGCCUUGAAGGCCGUGUGCGGUUGGCUGUGCGCUAUCACCUGCGUGAAAGAGACCAACAUGUUCAUGAGUCCCACCCUGUACGUCUACCAUGUACCCACAGCAUGGGUGCUGGCGUGAGCAGACGUCUUGCAUAUCCCGCUGAAUGUAUUGCAUGCAUGCAUGGGGCUGGUAGCGUGGCAUUUGGCAUGUGCAUGCGUUCGGCACGGCUGGUGCAGCAUCAGGCGUAACCGAUCUUGUCACCUAAAGCAAGUACUGG
Molecule: messenger RNA, 6392 nt
Organism: Astrephomene gubernaculifera
Lineage: Eukaryota; Viridiplantae; Chlorophyta; Chlorophyceae; Chlamydomonadales; Astrephomenaceae
Source: the annotation of a GenBank genome assembly